This is a messenger RNA of Drepanopeziza brunnea f. sp. 'multigermtubi' MB_m1, 2457 nucleotides long. NCBI's taxonomy places the organism in Eukaryota, Fungi, Ascomycota, Leotiomycetes, Helotiales, Drepanopezizaceae. The record is from RefSeq and is a predicted model, not a curated record.
AUGGCCGCAAACUUCCAACCAUCCGCGGAGCAGGUCGAUCAGCUUUUGAUGUUAGUUGGCCAAGCUAUUACUCGACCAGAAGCACUAGCAAGACUGAAGGGCAACAACAACAGUGUCGAGCAGGCUUUGAACGAAUAUUACGAUGAUGCAGGCUCCGCGAACAAAUAUCAGUGGGACGAAGGACAGUUCAACAGUGAUCGUGAAGGAGCAGGCAAUAGUCACGAUAUCUCCUUCAAUAUACAUGCCCCGGACGAUUCAGGACCUUACAACCGAUAUGAUGGAGCCCCAUCCCGUCCACCUUCGAGAACAAGCAAUAACAAGUCUCCCCUGAGCAAGGUUAUUGACUUGACUGCGGAGCAUGCUGCAGGUACUCUAGCAGAUCCAAGAAACUCAUCUUAUUCAAAUAACCUCGAUUAUGCCGAUUCGGAGCUGGAACAAGCCCUUGCGGCCUCGAGAGCGGACUUGGGAAUGCCACCGCAAGAGAGUGGUAUAACUGGAACAGAAAAAAUUCACUUUGGACCAGCAAAUCGAACUCAGUACGAGCCAGGCCAGUGGGAACUGGUGCCUAUGGGAAGAGCAUCAGCCCAAGAAAUCAUUCUGGACCCCGAGCCUGCAGAUCGAAAGCGAGAGCCCGGUAGUCCGGCAUUCUUGAAGCCAAUGGUCGGGGACAAUCGUCUGAACGCCGUGAUAACAAUCUACCACGCAAUCCCACUCAUCAGAAACCUGUUUCUCAAUAGUAAAGAUGUACUUCCGAACUACGGACAUGAUCCAGAGUGGUGGUCCGGAAAAUCGAUCGAACAGCAAUCAACGGUCACAAUGGAAGGUGCCCCGCCAGCAUACGACCAGGUCGAUCGUGAGCUUCAACGCCUCAUGGCCUUUUUAGACAAUACAGAGCGGAGUUAUGGCUCAGUUGAAGCCCUUGCAAAUUUCCAAGAGGUGAAACAGGCAGUGAGGAAGACGCAAGGCGUUCCGGCAGCUGUAUUCCGGGCCUGGAAGAACAUUUUUGAGAACAAGCAGCCAGGGAUGGUCAGGCAGAUUUUCAGUACGGGUGUGCAGCAAGAGGACGCAGUCGAGGAGCCAACGAGCUUUGCUAUUCUAGAACUCGACCUCCCUUCAAAUGAUUCGUUUCAAGAAACUCUUUACGAUGUCUGCGACGAAGUUCUAUGGCCGAUCGCAGGAGAUGAUUCGGAGGUGUCAAAAAGCUCUUACCUAUCGCGAAUUGCGGAGGUCAUGACUUUCGCCGUGGAUGGCGGAUAUGAACAUAAGAAGGUUGAUAUACCUGCUGUAUGGUACCCAGACCGCUACUUGAAACCCGCCAGGCAGGCUGCUCUGGAUAUGCGUUUGCAGAAGCGCGAAGUUGAACAAAAGCUGCAGAGGAUCCAGCUCACUGAAGAGAAGCUAACGAAUAUCCCACUGAAGACUGGAAAGAUCGUGAAAGUCCAUGACCUGUUUGAGGCAUCGCUGAAGCAUGACAAGGCUUUAGUUGCCGAUAAUGGACAGCUUAUCGAUGUUGAUGUUGACAUGAUGGCACCUCGGUGUAAGAGCGAUGCGGCCAUAAGGCUUUCAGAAGAGCUCCGGAAAGUCGUUGCCAGUAUCGACAGGAAGCUCAUUGCUUUGAGGGCUGAGAGAGAAAAGGCCCGCUCGGAACUGCGGAGUCUUUCGAAGCUCUACACCGAACCCUCAAACGACCCCCAGGCCCCGGACCUCCACAUGUACACUUUGCGUGGGGUCAGCACCACCAAAAAUACUAUGUACAUGUGUAAGCGAGCCGAGGCGAAGUUGAUCAAUAUAGAAGCGGACGAGGGCGAACUUCUAGGUGCGAAUGAGCAGUGGUGGAGAAUCAAAUAUACCCCUGGAGUCUGCACCUCUGUGGCUGUCGAAAAAACUACCGAGGAAGCUGUCCUUGAAGCUGCAAGGAACAGUGACAAACCAAUUCUCGUGUACGCAAGCGAGAAAGCGAUGACUGUCCCACACCAAGAAUUGCCCAAAGCUCUUGAGAUGCAGACCUUUGUGCGCUUCGACAACCGAACGUUCCGGGCCGAGUUCCAAGGGUCGGAGGACUCUCACACUGUGGACGGAGAUUCUCCUACUGGUGCUGGGAACCUUCCGGUUGGAUCAUCCCCUCCAAGAAAACGAAAGUACGAUGAAAGCUCAUUAGUUAACCAGGAAUCUAAUCACUAUGCACAAGUGAACAUCGCUGCGAGAGAGAUGCGCAAUAACGCAGGGUCUGGUGAUGUGAUCAUGGGGUUUGAUCCAUCGACUGACACUGGGUUCGAAAGCAGACCUACGACUCAGGAGAUGCAGGAACGUAGCGGGAUCCCCAUGCUAUCGGCUCACGCAACCGGCGGCGCGACAAAGCUCAGUACCGUGGAUAGCAUGGAUCUCGACCAGGUCAUCGAAGACGAUGAGGUUGCUCGCGAAAGCGCUGCCGUCAAACAUGUUGGUUUCGCAGAAUGA